ACAGUCAGGGGGGAUUGAGGGCUCUUCCUCGCCGUCUUUACUCUUCCUCCCACUCUCUCGCCUCCCUGUCUCGCUUUGUGUUCCAAGAACAUGAUGGCGGCAUGCAGGUUGAAGCUGUUUUGGGGAAUUGGGAUUCUUCUCGGGACUUUUGCUUUGCAAGUGGAGUGUAAUGAAGAGACGCAACUGAUCGGAAACUUGUUCAAAGGCUAUAACAAGAACAUUCGUCCCGUGGUUCAUCCGAAGGACAAAGUGGAGGUCCAGAUCAAGUUGACCCUCACCAACCUGAUCUCUCUGAAUGAAAAGGAAGAGACUCUUACAACCAAUGUCUGGAUUGAAAUAAAAUGGGUCGAUUAUCGUCUUGCGUGGAAUAAAUCCAAAUACUAUGGCAUCGAUAUCAUCCGCGUCCCCUGCAAAACUGUGUGGCUCCCCGAUAUUGUCCUUGAAAACAACAUUGAUGGCAAGUUUGACGUGGCUUACUACGCCAACGUGCUGAUUUCAAACGACGGUUCGAUAUAUUGGCUUCCUCCUGCGAUCUAUCGUAGCACGUGUGCCAUAGAGAUCAACUACUUCCCUUUCGAUUAUCAAAACUGCACACUAGCAUUCAGAUCGCAGACUUACAGCGCCAAUGAGGUGGACCUCAUCUUAGCUGCUGGAGAAACUGGCGAAAGAAUCGAAUGGGUGGAUAUUGACCCUGAGGCUUUCACUGAGAACGGAGAAUGGGCCAUUGUCCAUCGUCCGGCCCGGAAGAUGAUCAACCUGAGGUACUCCCCCGAUGACCUGGAGUAUCAGGAGAUCAGUUUCAACCUGGUCAUCCAAAGGAAACCCCUCUUCUACGUCAUCAACAUCAUCCUGCCCUGCUCCCUCAUCUCCUCUCUUGUCGUGUUAGCAUACUUCCUACCGGCACAAGCUGGAGGGCAAAAGCUGACGGUGUCCAUCUCGGUCUUGCUGGCCCAGACUGUUUUCCUCUUUCUUAUAGCGCAGAAGGUCCCGGAGACGUCGCUCUCUGUCCCCCUCAUCGGCAAGUACAUCAUCUUUGUUAUGUGUGUCACCACGCUCAUUGCUACCAAUCAAAUUGUGGUGUUGAACUUCUCCCUGCGCAGCCCCAGCACUCACACCAUGUCCCAUCAAAUCAAGCAUCUCUUUUUAGAGUCGGUGCCCCGUUUCCUUGGCAUGUCGCCGCUGCUGGACGACAACGAGGUGACGUCAGAGGCGAACGGCAUAAGAGAUCGGAGGCGAGACUCCUUCGGCCUCAUGCAGAGAGCAGAGGAGUAUGUGCUCAAACAGCCUCGCAGUGAGAUGAUGUUUGACAAGCAAAGAGAGAAGCAUGGCCUGAUGAACCCGAAUGCGGACGGCGUUGAUGCCAACACUACCGUCAAUCUGUACAAGAGUUUAGCUCAAGCUGCCCCCGAGAUUAAGCAAUGCGUGGACGCCUGCAAUUUCAUUGCAGAAACCACAAGACAGCAAAACAACAUUGGAUCGGAAAUUGAAAGCUGGGUACUGAUCGGGAAGAUGAUUGACAAGGUGUGCUUCUGGGCCGCCAUCCUCCUCUUCAUCAUCGGGACGGUGGGCAUCUUCCUAACAGGACAUUUCAACAGGGCGCCCGAAUGGCCGUUUCCUGGGGAGAACAACAAAUAUGUCCCCAAAUGAAAAACGGAGACUUCCCCAGCGUUGACUGCCCUUCACGCCGUUGUGUGAGGACGACUGCGGUGACCUUUAGUGUGCGGCGCAGCAUCGGAGAUGCAAGAUCCCAACAUCUCAGCGCAGCACAGCAGAGCCAAUCGGUCUUCAGGAAGACUUGCAACCUUGAUCUUCAUCUUGCUCUAAGUUAUUGAAACGUGCAAUUCAUAGAUGGGGCCGUCUCGUACAAAUAUUGUCAACCAUCGUCCCCAUCAUACAGGUCAUGCAAGUUUUAGUCGUGUAUUUGCAGUAUGAGUGAAAGAAAUUCAUACUUAAUGCGGAACAGUAUUUAUUGAGGCAAGGAAUAUACAACAUUUGUGGACUAUCAUAAAGUUGCCCUGUUGGCGUGGGCCUUCAGUGAGUCCACACAUUGUAAGCAGAUCUGAUAAAGACCGAUUGAGUUUUUCUUUGCAGUACUACGUCUUAUUUGAAGAACACGGAUGUGCAACUUGAGCCAGCCGACGUUUCGAAGCCUUAUCUUGUUCUUACGAUGACUUAUUUAUCACGAUGCCUUGUUGGAGGCUGACGCCUACGUGUCGUUGUGCCAUCUUUUCUUAAUAAAUAAUUGAAUAUAUGCA
This is a messenger RNA of Phyllopteryx taeniolatus (common seadragon), 2255 nucleotides long. RefSeq names its product cholinergic receptor, nicotinic, epsilon (gene chrne). The record is from RefSeq and is a predicted model, not a curated record. Lineage: Eukaryota; Metazoa; Chordata; Actinopteri; Syngnathiformes; Syngnathidae. Gene Ontology annotation, molecular function: transmembrane signaling receptor activity; acetylcholine-gated monoatomic cation-selective channel activity. Bases 91 to 1647 code for a protein of 518 amino acids. Gene Ontology annotation, cellular component: neuron projection; synapse; postsynaptic membrane. Gene Ontology annotation, biological process: nervous system process; signal transduction; regulation of membrane potential. The transcript is spliced from 12 exons.